Molecule: messenger RNA, 491 nt
Organism: Myodes glareolus (Bank vole)
Lineage: Eukaryota; Metazoa; Chordata; Mammalia; Rodentia; Cricetidae
Source: RefSeq, a predicted model, not a curated record
AUGAGGAGCCUGCUGUUCUUCUGCCUAGGCCAGGUGGUGCAUGGCUUCGGCCGCGGCUCCAAGCAGCUGGACAUCCCCACAGCCAAUUUUCCGGAACAAGUACUAGAUAGUCUUCCAGCUGAUAUAUCCACUGGCAUUUACUCUGGUUGGGCCAGUGUCAGGAGUGGAGCCAUCCAUAAAAUGGUGAGCAUAGGAUGGAACCCAUACUACAAGAAUGUGACAAAGUCCAUGGAAAUCCACAUAAUACACACCUUCAAAGAGGACUUCCAUGGCGAAAUUCUCAAUGUGGCCAUUGUUGGCUACCUCAUAUCAGAAAAGAACUUUGAUUCUUUAGAAUCACUUAUUUCAGCAAUUCAAGGUGAUAGUGAAGAAGCAAAAAAAAAACUGGAUUUACCAGAACAUUUGAAACUCAAAGAUGAUAAUUUCUUCCAAGUUUCUAAAAGCAAAAUUAUGAAUUGCCACUGAUGAAAGUGCCUUAUCUAGGCCCUCGC